AUGUGGUCUUGUUCAGACGCUAUUCGACAGAAUGAGGCGGAUCCUCCAGAUGCUCGCCAAGCGCUUAAUGAGCGAGAUACCGUAUCAAAUCGUAAAUCCGAAAUGGAGCGAAAUUCUGUGAAAUCCUCCAGUGUUUUGGAUGAAUUGACCAUGGAGAAGAAAGAGGACUUUGUUGCUCACAUUCAAUCAAUUACAGACAAGAAAAUCGAACGCAUGGGUACAACAUUACGAAAAUGUGUCAAUCCUAAGAAACUGAUUGGUGAGUUCUAUUUAGAUCUGAAGAGAUUUGUCCAUAGGUUUUCGUUUGUGAAUUUGGAUAAGACCUUGCUUGAAGUGCUAUCUCGGACCAAAAUUCUGCUGUCCAACCAAUAA
Molecule: messenger RNA, 372 nt
Organism: Echinostoma caproni
Lineage: Eukaryota; Metazoa; Platyhelminthes; Trematoda; Plagiorchiida; Echinostomatidae
Source: the annotation of a GenBank genome assembly